AUGAUCUCUAUGCUAGCCCUCUCCUUCUGCGUCCUCGGAACAUGGUCAACCUUCGCACAAGGCCUCGCAUCUGGCCUGACAUCCGGCGGACCCAUCGCCAUCCUUUGGGGUCUAGUCCUGGUCUUCAUCUGUAACAUCUGCGUUGCAGUCUCGCUCGGCGAGCUCUGCAGCGCCAUGCCGACGGCUCUCGGUCAAGCAUACUGGGUCCACCGACUAUGGAGCGGAGGACGCUUCAUGAGUUAUAUGUGUGCUUGGAUCAACACGUUUGGAUGGUGGACGUUGACGGCUUCGCAAGUGGCGUUCAUGACGGACUUUAUUUUGGGGUUGAAAGUGCUGUUUGAAGAGGAGUGGAGGCCGGCAGGUCAGGGAUGGGUGAGGUUCUUGCUGUAUGUGGGGAUUACGGUGGCGUUGACGCUGGUCAAUGUUACCGCUUGUAGGAGGGAUCGCAUCUUGCCGAUCUUCAACAAUUUCGUUGGGGUGUGGUUCGUUGGGUUGUUCUUUGUGUUCUCGUUGGCUUUGUUGAUUGCGGUUGGAACAAAAAGUGGACAGACAUUCCAGUCACCGGAGUUUGUGUUUGGGAGAUGGGUGAACGAGACCGGAUGGAAUGAUGGUGUGGUUUGGUUCCUUGGAUUGCUGCAGGCGGCAUAUGGACUGACGGCGUUCGAUGCGGUGAUCCACAUGGUCGAAGAAAUGCCCAUGCCGAGGAAGAAUGGUCCGAGAGUCAUCUGGCUGGCUGUGCUGUGCGGCGCCGUGACAGGCUUCAUAUUCAUGGUGGUCUGCCUGUUCUGCAUCCAGGAUUUGCCGGUGCUGUUGGAUGGUCCGACCGGUCUGCCGUUCAUGGAACUCGUCCGCCAAACUAUCGGGCUACAAGGAGGUGCUGCUCUGCUUUCUCUCUUCGUCUUCAACGGUCUUGGCCAAGGCGUCAGCAUCGCCACGUCUGGAAGUCGCUUGACCUGGGGUUUCGCUCGAGACGGUGGUCUCCCCUUCAGCGGCUUCUUCUCCUUUGUCGAUCCGGUAUGGAAGGUUCCCGCUCGUGCUCUCUGGUUGCAAGGAUCCUUAAUCGGUCUGGUCGGAGUCCUUUACCUCUUCGCCGAGAACGUACUCACGGCCAUCCUCGCCGUGAGCACCAUUGCGCUGACAAUAUCAUAUGGCAUGCCGAUCUUGACAUUACUACUGGUUGGCCGCGACAAGAUGCCACACGGAGGAGUAUUCAAGCUGGGCAAAUUCGGCCCGGUGGUGAACUGGAUCAGCGUCAUCUACUGCGCUGUUACGACGGUGUUCUUCUUCUUCCCUUCUUCGCCGAACCCAACGCCUGGCGAUAUGAACUACGCAAUCGCCGUCUUCGGGGUGAUGCUCGUGGUCGCGCUUGCGUUCUGGUUGGUCAUGGGUCGAAAAACGUACUUGAAGACCGACGACUCGGCGAUGCGGAUGGAAAUGGCAAGGAGACUAGAAGUGGACGAACCUAUCGGAGAAGCAUGGAGCAAGGGGUCUUGA
Messenger RNA from Zymoseptoria tritici IPO323, 1494 nucleotides. RefSeq lists its product as uncharacterized. Lineage: Eukaryota; Fungi; Ascomycota; Dothideomycetes; Mycosphaerellales; Mycosphaerellaceae. Gene Ontology annotation, molecular function: transmembrane transporter activity. Gene Ontology annotation, cellular component: membrane. The record is from RefSeq and is a predicted model, not a curated record. Bases 1 to 1494 code for a protein of 497 amino acids. Gene Ontology annotation, biological process: transmembrane transport. The transcript has a single exon.